This is a messenger RNA of Zea mays, 1767 nucleotides long. RefSeq lists its product as uncharacterized. The coding region runs from base 432 to 1421 and encodes 329 amino acids. Gene Ontology annotation, biological process: regulation of DNA-templated transcription. Lineage: Eukaryota; Viridiplantae; Streptophyta; Magnoliopsida; Poales; Poaceae. The record is from RefSeq and is marked validated. Gene Ontology annotation, molecular function: DNA-binding transcription factor activity; DNA binding. The transcript has 2 exons.
GCGCGUGUAAGGGAGGCCGGAGGCGACGACGACGGCGCCGGCGUCGGAGAAGAAGAAGCAGACAACUCUCGUAUAUGUCUUCUUGCCCCUUUUCCGAUCUGGUGGUCGUAGCGCUCAUCAUCGCCGUCUUCGCCGUCAUCCUCCGCGCCCUCGCUUGCUCUGGCCGAUCUAUGCGCAAGGGGCUCAACGGCUGGAACAAAUCCUCGUCGAUGCUCAGGGACGGGUUCGGGGUGAAGUAUUCCGGAUUCCUCCACAUAAGGCCGUGCGGCUUCUGUAGAGGAGAUUGACGGAUUCGGCCGAUUUGCGCUCGUCUCCGUCAUUUUUUUUGCACCCAGAGUUUCUUGUUUUUCUUUAGAAGUUUUCCCCCAUAGUUUUUGGCAAUUUUGGCGACAAGUUUUGGAGUUCUCCCCGUCGGAAGAGAUAGAAGAGAGAUGUCUCCGUUGAACCAGCAACAGGUUCUCCUCAAGAAGGCCCUGGCGAAGAAGCCCAACGCUAAGAAGAUGUCUGAGUUUGGCCUUAAACCCUCUGCUGCCCUCUUGAAGUCCCGGACGCAGCAGCUGCCGGCGCCGGUCCAGCCGAGGCGCCGCGUCCGUGUCCUAUUUGAGGACCCCGACGCCACGGACUCGGACUCCGACUCGGACGACGAGGAGGCCGGCGGCACCCCAUCAAGGACCAAGCGCUUCUCUUUUGAGGCCUUCAUCGGCAAGGCCCCAGCCAAGCCGGUUCUCCCGGCGGCGGCCGCUGUCGCCGCGUGCACCAGCGGCGGGGCGCCGGAGCGCUACCGCGGAGUGAGGCUCCGCAAGUGGGGCAAGUGGGCGGCGGAGAUCCGCAACCCGUUCACCGGCAAGAGGCAGUGGCUUGGCACCUUCGACACCGCUGGCGCGGCCUCCGCGGCCUACCUGUCCGCCUCCCGGAGCUUCGCCGACGAGAAGCGGCGCCGCCGCGGGCUGCCCGUGGCCGCGUCCUCAGCAGACACUCCGGCAAGCGGCAGCACCCCGACGGCUUCCUCCUCGUCGUCCGCCUCGACCGCUCCAUUCGCGCACCCGUCGCCGUCGUCCGUGCUUGAACCGAGCAAGGAAGCGCGGAACACGCAGUCCCCAGAGGCGACGCCCGCCCGGCCGUCGACCGACUCAGCGCAGCUGCCGGAGGACCCAGAGUUCUACCAGGACCUUCUGCGCGGCCUGCAGCUGCCCGACAUCGACCCGCUGGACUUCCGCGCCGGGCUGGACGCUCUGGAUCUCUCCGAUGCGGACUUCGGCCUGGACGACGAACAUGACCUCCUGCUCGGGGACUUCGGGGACGAGGAGAUGGAGAUCGACCUCGACCUCGACGACAUCAACGACGUCUUCCCGGAGAUGCCCGGCUGCGACCUCGGCCGCGGCAUGGACGACUUCCUGCAAACCGUUGAUUUCUGCGUGUGAAUUAAAAGGGAGUGUGCCCUUGAUAUGUUAGGGUUGUUUGGUUUCAUAAACGAGCCCCUGAGAGUGUGCUUGGAAAGGGGAGAUGAGAUAUCUUGGGUUUUUUCCCCGGGCAAGUUGGAUCUGCUCGUGCCCAGGAGAUUUCCUCUUUGCCGAACACACCACCAUUAGCGGCCGGAGAGAAGAGGUAAUUUUGGUAGGUUAUAUUAUGUUUAAGGUUUAAGGUAUAGUGCCUAAGUGUUUGCUUUGUUAUUUGGUAAUUGGUAAUGCUUGUCAAAGACAUUGUAGUGGACAAGUUCAUUGAGCUGUUACUAUUAAGCAAUGAAAGGGAAAAAAAUAAGUUUCGUGG